AUGCCGACGGGGCUGCCGGCGGCGAACUCCUCCGUCGUGACAGACGACGAGGGCUGGGUGUGGGCGCAGAUCAAGGCGGAGGCGCGCCGCGACGCGGAGUCGGAGCCGGCGCUUGCGAGUUACCUCUACUCGACGAUCCUUUCGCACUCCUCUCUCGAACGUUCUCUGUCGUUCCACCUUGGGAACAAGCUCUGUUCUUCUACGCUCCUCUCCACUCUCCUUUACGACCUCUUCCUCAACGCCUUCUCCUCUGACCCCUCCCUCCGCUCCGCCGCCGUUGCCGACCUCCGCGCUGCCCGCGAACGCGACCCCGCCUGCGUCUCGUACUCUCACUGCCUCCUCAAUUACAAAGGCUUCCUCGCCUGCCAGGCGCACCGAGUGGCACAUCUGUUGUGGCGGCAAUCACGGCGGCCGUUGGCAUUGGCACUGCACUCUCGCAUUGCUGAUGUGUUUGCGGUGGACAUUCACCCGGCGGCGAGGAUUGGGAAGGGGAUUCUGUUUGAUCAUGCCACUGGGGUGGUGGUGGGGGAGACAGCGGUGAUUGGGAACAAUGUCUCGAUUCUUCAUCAUGUUACGCUGGGUGGCACUGGCAAGGUUGGUGGUGACCGGCAUCCCAAGAUUGGGGAUGGAGUGCUUAUAGGUGCUGGUGCUACAAUUCUGGGAAACAUUAUGAUUGGGGAAGGUGCGAAGGUUGGUGCUGGGUCGGUGGUUUUGAUUGACGUGCCACCGCGGACGACUGCAGUUGGGAACCCAGCGAGGUUGGUUGGUGGGAAGGAGAAGCCCUCUAGGCAUGAGGAUGUGCCUGGGGAGUCCAUGGACCAUACUUCCUUUAUCUCUGAGUGGUCAGAUUAUAUCAUUUAA
Messenger RNA from Sphenostylis stenocarpa, 861 nucleotides. Lineage: Eukaryota; Viridiplantae; Streptophyta; Magnoliopsida; Fabales; Fabaceae. The record is from the annotation of a GenBank genome assembly.